AUGUACUCCUCGCUUCAGCCUUUAUUUACCACCAUAUGGUUAUUCGCUGCAUGUUGGGGUCAGCCCUUGGACGGCUCGAGUAACCAGCUUGGCAAUCAUCAGCCUCAUUCCUACCGUCAAGCAUGCCAGGCAUCCACUUCAGGGAACCCCCUGGCAGGGUGCCCGAAGAACACUCUUCUUGUCUCUCAGUCACACGAGAAAGCCAAUUUUCGCACCAUUCAAAGCGCCAUCGACUCACUCCCACAUGAUGAUUCGAGCCAGACAAUCCUGAUUCUCGCCGGCAAUUACACCGAACAGCUGAACAUCACUCGUCCGGGCCCUUUGACCCUUCUUGGAGAGACAAAUCACCCAAGAGAUGCCGAGCAGAAUCAAGUCAAUGUCUUAUGGGCCGCUGCCACUUCUCAGGGCAUCUACACCGACAACGUGUUUACCAGCGUCAUGGUCGUGGCGCCUACUCUCAAUGCCAGCUUAACAGGAUACGGCCCAUCUGGGCUCUCGGUUCCUGAGGACACACCAUUUGGCUGCCGUGACUUUCGAACGUAUAACAUCGACUUUCGGAACGUGUAUGCGGAUCGGUCUGCAGGUCCGUCACAUGCACUAAGCUUCAGUCGUGCCAACGGGGGCUUCUACUACUCUGGCUUUUAUAGUUACCAGGAUACCGUUUUUGUUGGAAAACUGGGGAAUGCGUACUUUUAUUCCAGUGUGAUCGCUGGCCAGACAGACUUUAUCUACGGCUUCGGUACCGGGUGGUUCGAGGGGUGUGAUCUCAUCCUGAGAGGCUGCGGUGGUGGCAUCACAGCCUGGAAGGGAACCAACACUACAUAUACCAACAAAUUUGGCGCUUAUAUCCACAACUCAACCAUCCAGGCAGCAAACAGCUCAGUUGCAGCAGCUUAUCAGGCAAAGUGUGCUCUGGGACGCCCGUGGAAUAGUGCUCAUAGAAGCAUUUUCGCGAAUACCUACGAGGACACGUUAAUCACUACUAGUGGAUAUGUUCUAUGGUCGGCUCCCAUUACCAAUCAAACCCUCAUGGCGGAAUACAACGACUUCGGACCCGGCUUCAAUGUUACUGGACGUCGUCGAUAUAACUACACUGUUCUCUUGAAUGAUAAUGAAUGGGACUCAUAUAGUUCGCCCAAGAAGGUUUUCCUGACUCCGGAUGGCGACGCGGGUCAAAUCUCUUGGAUUGAUCCGACAUGCGGUAUGAUAUAA
Penicillium cataractarum is the source of this 1212-nucleotide messenger RNA. RefSeq lists its product as uncharacterized. Bases 1 to 1212 code for a protein of 403 amino acids. The record is from RefSeq and is a predicted model, not a curated record. Gene Ontology annotation, biological process: cell wall modification. The transcript has a single exon. NCBI's taxonomy places the organism in Eukaryota, Fungi, Ascomycota, Eurotiomycetes, Eurotiales, Aspergillaceae. Gene Ontology annotation, molecular function: pectinesterase activity.